Pimephales promelas (fathead minnow) is the source of this 2627-nucleotide messenger RNA. RefSeq names its product coiled-coil domain containing 6a (gene ccdc6a). The record is from RefSeq and is a predicted model, not a curated record. NCBI's taxonomy places the organism in Eukaryota, Metazoa, Chordata, Actinopteri, Cypriniformes, Leuciscidae.
UCGCCUGCACUUUCAGCACGCCCAGUCAUUUCUCUUGGACCGUUCCCUCUCCAGUCUAGUAGCCACACUUGCUCCAUCCCUUUUUCUCCCUGGCCCCUGAAACACACUUCCUCUCCAUUAAAAUCCGUCGUGAGCACUGGGUAACGACCGCGCGACACCAUGGCGGACAGCGCGAGCGAGAGCGACACGGACGGCGCGGGCAGCAGCAGCAGCUCCGCCACCCCGCAGUCCUCCUGCACCUCGGCGGCCGUCUCCAACACCACUACGACCACAACGAACACCGCCACCAAAGCACAGGGCGUCGUGAUCUCGCAGUCCCGACUGGAGGAGCUGACAAACCGACUCGCGUCACUGCAGCAGGAGAACAAAGUGCUGAAGAUCGAGCUCGAGACGUUCAAGUUGAAGUGCAAAGCGCUGCAGGAGGAGAACCGCGACCUGCGCAAAGCUAGCGUUACCAUCCAAGCACGGGCAGAACAAGAGGAGGAGUUCAUCUCCAACACUUUAUUUAAGAAGAUUCAGGCUCUGCAGAAAGAGAAGGAGACGCUCGCUGUCAACUAUGAGAAAGAAGAGGAGUUCCUCACCAAUGACUUAUCCCGGAAGCUCAUGCAGCUUCAGCAUGAAAAGGCAGAGUUGGAGCAGCAUUUGGAGCAGGAGCAGGAGUUUCAGGUCAAUAAACUGAUGAAGAAGAUCAAAAAACUGGAGAACGACACCAUCACCAAACAGCUCACUCUAGAGCAGCUCCGGCGUGAGAAGAUUGAUCUGGAAAACACUCUUGAACAGGAGCAGGAGGCACUGGUAAACCGGCUUUGGAAGCGCAUGGACAAACUUGAGGCAGAGAAAAGGAUUCUGCAGGAGAAGCUUGACCAGCCAGUGUCAGCCCCUCCGUCUCCACGUGAAGUUUCCAUGGAGAUUGACUCUCCCGAGAACAUGAUGCGGCACAUCCGCUUCCUGAAGAGUGAAGUGGAAAGGCUGAAGCGCAGCCUCCGCACUACAGAACUACAGCACACAGAGAAGCGGGCUCAGUACAUUGAGGAGGAAAGGCAGAUGAGGGAAGAGAACAUUCGUCUUCAGAGGAAACUCCAGAGAGAAAUGGAGAGAAGAGAGGCGCUGUGUAGACAACUGUCAGAGAGUGAGAGCAGCCUUGAGAUGGAUGAUGAGAGAUAUUUUAAUGAGAUGUCUGCUCAGGGACUGAGAGCUCGUACAGUGUCCAGCCCAAUCCCCUACACCCCCUCUCCUUCCUCCAGCCGCCCCAUCUCCCCUGGUUUGUCUUACGCCAGUCACACGGUUGGUUUCACCCCUCCAGCCACACUGAGCCGAGCACCACUCCCCCACUACACAUCUCCCGGACUACACAUCCACCCAGGACCCUCACACGCUGUACAGAGGCCAUCCCCAAGGAGAAGCACCAGUCCGGAUAAGUUCAAGCGUCCGACUCCGCCUCCCUCCCCGAACACACACUCUGGAGCCCAGCACCCCCCUCCUCCUCCACCACCCGCACAGCCAAUGGCUCAAUCUGGCUCCUCCCACUCUGUGACAUCACAGAAUCCCCCCUCUCAGCCUUAAUGCAUGCACCGUGCACUACCUUAAGCUAGGCUGCUCCAAGCUAGGCUAUACUACUACUAUAAUAACAACUCAGUGAUCCUCCACUGGGCAAAGGUUGGAAGGUUUUUGGAGCGGAUAUGGAAUUAGAGGACAGUUGAACUGGGGAACCAAAGGACUGGGAAUGUGAAAAGGGAGAAUAUGUAGAUGCUUGGCCGACUGACAGAUCCAUAACCAGCCCCAUGCCGUUAAAUUUCUUUAAUUUUACUAUUUUUUUUAUUUUUUUUUUCAAGUGAUCAAGCUGGCUCAGGAAACAAUUGGGAAAGGUUUAGAAGAUUGUACGAGAGGGUUGUCAGCUGUGUAUGUCUGCAUUUUGUUUGUAGAAAGUCUUUCCUAUGCCCCCAUUUCAUCGUAAUUGUUUUAACAGAUUGACUGUUAUAUCGAAUCCAAAUUUUACAGUUAAUAAACAACUGAAUCCCCGAUUGGAUAAAUCUUUCCUCUCAAAUGACCGUCUUCACAAAGGUUGAAAAAUAACUGAAUUUGCCGUGGGGGCGGCAGUACAUUUUUUUUUUUCUUCUUUUGUUUUAUUGUGUUUGAAUGUUAGGCCAUUUUUGUUUGUAAAACAGAUGUGUGUGUCUCUCGUUGGCAGCAUAGAUGGUAAAGAAGACAGACUGAAAUGUACUGAAACAGCACUUGUUGCCUCUCUGUGUGUGUAUUAUAGUGGGAUUAUAGUGUUUGUGUGUGCGGGUGUUUGUGUGUUUCUGCACAGCCAUAGAGGUUUCCCACGACUGCUGGUCGGGGACCAGUCUCUCCCUGCUAGAAUCCAAACAUGACCCGCUACAAAAACAAAGUCAAUACUGGUUUCUGAUCAGCAGUUCAACCUCUCUCGGAGCCUUCGCUGUAAAGUGAGUGCCCUGAAUGCUUAUUCAGAUGGGGAAUUUUGCUUAAUGCCAGUGUCAUAUAACACCUAACUAUGAAUCGACAUCUUGAUACAACAAAACAAGGUACUGUUGAACAAUAACUCAACAUGAUUAAAUGCUUGUACAAAAAAAUUAAAUAAAAAUGUGUUUUUUCUUUUUUUUCAUAAA